Molecule: messenger RNA, 967 nt
Organism: Ilex paraguariensis (yerba mate)
Lineage: Eukaryota; Viridiplantae; Streptophyta; Magnoliopsida; Aquifoliales; Aquifoliaceae
Source: the annotation of a GenBank genome assembly
UCGUUGGGCUAGUGACUCAUUCUAACUUUUCAUAUUCUUUAUCUCAAAGAUCAUUCAACAAUCUUGACACGUAAGGAUUGAGCCCAAAACGAAGGUGUCUUCUCGGUGAGCCUGGUUGUUGCUGUUUACUACAUAUGGAUGGAAAGGAACCUUAGAGUUCAUACAAACUAGGCGAGGGACUGUCUCUCUGUGUUGGAGACCAUUCUACACACCAUAAGGGAUAAAGUGUCUUUGAGAUUCAAGAAUACAUCUCACAAUCAAAGCCUUGCCCAGAAAUGAUUUCUUCCCAGUUGCUGCUUUAUAUGAGAGUCCCUUUUUGUAAAUAGCUUUGAUCUGGGUUAUACUUUUUGUAUAUUUUGGAUGUUGCUUAUCUACUCAGUUUGGGUACUCACCAAGAUAGAGCAUCCUCCACAUAUUAGAUUUGUUUAUGAGGGAUCUACUUGUCCCUUGUUUUGCGUAGGCCUCUUCAAUUUCUGCACAACCCUCAUUUUCCACCCAGAAUUCCAGGAAAAGAGUUUCCAGGAAAAUUUUAUCUGUCAUGGCACCACAACAAUUUGGACGCAAGCUUAAUUUCCACCACUGGCUCAGUUGGGUUUUUUUUCUAAUUUUUUUUUUCAUUUCUUGUUUUCAGGUUAAAAUUAUUUGGAAAAUGGUUUGAUAAUUUGGUGAACUUUAAUGGUGGGUUUGUGACUAAUCUUGAUUAUUAGGUCAAGAAAACGAUGAUGAUGCCAGAGAAGAUCUUCGCCAGGGCUUUUGAGAAGCCCCAAUUGAACCCCGGUGAGAAUGUCUGGGUCAAUGUUGAUGUUUUAAUGACCCAUGAUGUUUGUGGACCUGGUUCUUCAUUUGUGGCUUCUGUGCUCACAAGCAGUGGAAAAAUUUUGGUUGCCGAAGCAACAACAGUGGCCAUGGCAAUCUGCAUUGAUCACCAUAGCAGCAAUGAUGUGUCUUAUAUCUCUUCUAGGUCUUG